AUGUUAUUCAACUAUGGAGUAUUAAUAGUAGAUUGUGCAACAAGUGAAGAUAAGAAAUCAAUUGGUAAUAAUAUAGUGUUGGUACCAUACAAAGCUAUACAUGUAGAGAAAUAUCAUAAAUGGAUGCAAUCAGAAGAGAUACGUGAGUUAACUGCAAGCGAUUUAUUAACUUUAGAAGAAGAGUAUGAAAAUCAACAAAGUUGGUAUGAAGAUUCAAAAAAAUGUACAUUUAUAAUAUUGGAUAAAGAGAAAAUUAAAAAAGAUAAAGAUGGUGAAUUGUUGGUUGAAAGCAUAGUGAAAGAUUAUUUAGAUUCGAUGGCAGGCGAUGUCAAUCUAUUUUGGAAUGAAUACGAAGAGGAAGGCUCCGCAGAGGUGGAAGUAAUGAUUGCAGAACCAAGUUGUCGUAGACGUGGAUUCGGUAGUGAAGCAAUUGAAAUCAUGAUGCACUAUGCAGUGACUAAUCUCUCUGACAUAACCACCCGUUUCAUCGUAAAGAUUGGCGAAUCAAACACAACAUCGAUCCAGCUCUUCAAGAAACUAGGUUUCCAACAAGUAGGACAAGUCAACGUCUUCAAAGAGAUCAACAUGAUCUUUGAACCGAUCGAUCAAAUAAAAUCAUGGAAACAACCCAAUCAAUUAAAAUUAUUAAGUUGGAUUGAAUGA
Messenger RNA from Heterostelium album PN500, 663 nucleotides. It is a transcript of the gene nat9, whose product is annotated as GNAT family N-acetyltransferase. The transcript has 3 exons. Lineage: Eukaryota; Evosea; Eumycetozoa; Acytosteliales; Acytosteliaceae. Gene Ontology annotation, biological process: protein acetylation. Gene Ontology annotation, molecular function: N-acetyltransferase activity. The record is from RefSeq and is a predicted model, not a curated record. Bases 1 to 663 code for a protein of 220 amino acids.